AUGCUUCUGCUUGCAUACUAUCGAUUCUUGAUUUAUUCUUGUAAUCGUGUUUACAAUGAUGCCGAUUCUGAUUUUUUGAGCGACGAUGAUCAUAAUCCUGAUCGUGGCGUUGGCAUCAGCGAUGACGACCAUGUCAUUAUAACCAUCAAGGACUUGGCCUGUAUCGACCCUUCACUCCAAUCGAUCCCCGUCGUAGAUUUCAACCCUCGCGAUUUCAAAGACGGCUUCCAAUGCAUCGUUUGCCUCUCAAACCUACUCGACGGAGACAGAGCCAGGCUUUUGCCGACCUGUAAUCACUGGUUUCACGCCGACUGCAUCGACACGUGGCUUCAAUCGCACUCCACUUGUCCUAUCUGCAGAACCGAGGUUGGUUCGAUGCAGCGAGGGACGAGACCGGGACUUGGCUACGAGGGAUUGACUACGAACGUGGCGGGUUACUCAAGAUGCUAA
Messenger RNA from Microthlaspi erraticum, 450 nucleotides. The record is from the annotation of a GenBank genome assembly. NCBI's taxonomy places the organism in Eukaryota, Viridiplantae, Streptophyta, Magnoliopsida, Brassicales, Brassicaceae.